Messenger RNA from Thrips palmi, 1916 nucleotides. RefSeq names its product cytochrome P450 4g15-like. The record is from RefSeq and is a predicted model, not a curated record. The transcript has 11 exons. The coding region runs from base 66 to 1712 and encodes 548 amino acids. Lineage: Eukaryota; Metazoa; Arthropoda; Insecta; Thysanoptera; Thripidae. Gene Ontology annotation, molecular function: monooxygenase activity; iron ion binding; heme binding.
CCCGUCCCGACGCGGGCCAUUCAGCACGCAGCACUGCGCAGCACUCCAACGGAGCCACCGCCACCAUGGUUGUCGCCAGUGUCGCGCUCGUCGGCGUGGUGGUCGCCCUGGCGUACGCCUGGCUGUGCGUCGCCUUCCGGGAGCGACUCGCCCUCGCGCACAAGAUCCCCGGGCCCUACGUGUACCCCGUCAUCGGCAACCUGUACCUCUUGUGGCACGCGGUGCGGGGCUUCGACUGGGUGUUCCAAGAGGCGUGGCGACGGUCGGAGCACUACCCGCGGAGGGUGGCCAAGAUCAUGGCCCUGCACAGAGUGGCGGUCGCGGUGUGGAGCCCCGAGGACGUGGAGGUGAUUCUCAGCAGCGCGCAGUGCAACGAGAAAGCCAAGGAGUACCGUUUCUUCCAGCCAUGGCUCGGCGACGGCUUGCUCAUAAGCAAAGGUGACCAUUGGCGGUCCCACCGGAAACUGAUCGCGCCCACGUUCCACGUGCACGUGCUCAAGCAGUUCGUGCACCUGUUCCACCGCAACAGCGAGAUGCUCUGCCGGCGCCUGGAGGCCGUCACGGCCAGGACCAUCGACAUCCACGACUACGUGGCCGAGGCCACCGUCGACAUGCUCCUGGAGACGGCCAUGGGGGUGCGCCGCGAUACGCAGAAGAACACCUUCGAGUACGCCAUGGCGGUAGUCAAGAUGUGCGCGGUGCUCCACCGGCGCGCCCUGAGCCCCUGGCUGUGGUGGGACUUCCUGUUCGGACUGUCCGGUGAGGGCAGAAAACAGCGCCGGCUGCUGGACACCAUCCACGACCAGACCAGAGAGGUGCUCCGGGUGCGCCGGGCGGAGCGUGCCAGCGGGCUGCGCGACGCGCUGUACAAGCGCGCCCUGGCCGAGGACGCGGACGCCCUCAGGGCGGACGCCGCCGCCAGGAACCCCGAGGAGACCGGCAUCUCGUACGGGCAGUCGGCGGGGCUCCGGGACGACCUGGACGACGAGUACGGCCUCAAGAAGCGCGUCCUGUUCCUGGACCAGAUGCUGGACGCCGCCGACGACGACAACGCCCUCACUGAGAAGGAGGUGGAGGAGGAGGUGACCACCAUCAUGUUCGAGGGCCACGACACGACGGCCGCGGCCAGCAGCUUCUUCCUGUGCCUGAUGGGCGUGCACCGCGACGUGCAGCAGCGCUGCGUGGCCGAGCUGCGGGAGAUCUUCGGGGACUCGGACCGGCCGCCGUCCUUCCAGGACACGCUGGAGAUGAAGUACCUGGAGCGCUGCAUCAUGGAGACGCUGCGCCUGUUCCCGCCAGUGCCGCUCAUCGCGCGGCACGUCAGCAAGAACGUCAGGCUCGCGUCCGGCUACGUGGUCCCCGAGUCCACGACGGUGGUGAUACCGCCGUUCCUGCUGCACCGCGACCCCGACAUGUUCCCCAACGCGGAGCAGUUCGACCCGGACAACUUCCUGCCCGAGCGCUGCGGCGACAGGCACUACUACGCCUUCAUCCCGUUCAGCGCGGGGCCCCGCAGCUGUGUCGGGAGGAAGUACGCCAUGCUCAAGCUCAAGAUCCUCCUGUCCACCAUCCUGCGCAAGCUGGAGGUGCACGCCGACGUGCCGGAGAAGGACUUCAAGCUGGUGGGCGACAUCAUCCUCAAGAGGAAGGAGGGCUUCCCCUGCCGCUUCGUCCCCAGGAAGAGGCCCUCCAGGACGGGCAUGGCGGGGUAGAGGCGAUACACUCGCCGAUCGACCUGACGAUGGAAACUCCCCGCUGCACAACAAACACACUCAGAAGGAGCGACUUUGAGACGACGCUGCCUGAGAGUGUGUGGACGGACUCGACUCUAGCUAUUCAAUUGACGCGACUGCAUCUGAACCGGUUCCGCAUUGUUUACCUGUUGAGCAGGGACACAAUAAACUUAUUUAAUUUUA